AUGAUUGGGGCAGGAAAUCUUACAGAGAUCACCCAAUUCCUCCUCCUGGGAUUCACAGAUUUUCCCAGGAUCCUAGUACUGCUCUUUGUGACAUUCCUGCUCAUCUACAUUACAACACUGACCUGGAACUUGUCCCUCAUUGUGCUAAUCAGGAUGGAUUCCCACCUCCAUACACCCAUGUAUUUCUUCCUCAGUAAUCUGUCCUUCAUAGAUCUCUGCUACAUCACCUCCACAGUCCCCAAGAUGCUCUCCAACUUCUUCCAGGAGCGGCAGAUGAUCAGCUAUGUGAGUUGCUUUGUUCAGUACUUCUUCUUUUCAACCCUGGGCCUGAGUGAAUCUUGUCUCAUGACAGCCAUGGCUUAUGACCGGUAUGCUGCCAUCUGCAAACCACUGCUCUACUCAUCCAUCAUGUCUCCCACCCUCUGUGCUCACAUGGUGUUGGGAACUUACACAGCUGGACUCACUGGUUCUUUUUCCCAAUUGUGUGCUUUGCUUCAGCUCCACUUCUGUGGGCCUAAUGUCAUCAGGCACUUCUUCUGCGACAUGCCCCAGCUGUUACAUCUAUCCUGCACUGACACCUUCUUUGUACAAGUACUGACUGCUGUGUUGAUAAUGGUAUAUGGGAUAGCAAAUGUCCUAGCUAUCAUCCUAUCCUAUGUCUAUAUUGUAGUGGCCAUCAGGAAGAUCACUUCCACUAAAGGCAGGGCCAAGGCCUUCAACACCUGUGUGUCUCACCUGACAGCUGUUUCCUUCUUUUACGCCUCCAGUAUCUUUGUCUAUCUGAGUUCCAGCUCUGGUGCAUCCUCUAGCUUUGACAGAUUUGCAUCAGUAUUCUACACAGUGGUGAUUCCCAUGUUGAACCCCUUGAUUUACAGUCUCAGGAACAAGGAGAUCAAAGACGCCGUUAAGAGAUUACAGAAGAAAGCAUGCUUCUAUGAAAGUCAUAGAUUGGGAGAUUUCUAA
Dipodomys ordii (Ord's kangaroo rat) is the source of this 963-nucleotide messenger RNA. Its product is annotated as olfactory receptor 5AN1. NCBI's taxonomy places the organism in Eukaryota, Metazoa, Chordata, Mammalia, Rodentia, Heteromyidae. Gene Ontology annotation, biological process: G protein-coupled receptor signaling pathway; sensory perception of smell. Gene Ontology annotation, molecular function: odorant binding; G protein-coupled receptor activity; olfactory receptor activity. The record is from RefSeq and is a predicted model, not a curated record. Gene Ontology annotation, cellular component: membrane. Bases 1 to 963 code for a protein of 320 amino acids. The transcript has a single exon.